Molecule: messenger RNA, 3675 nt
Organism: Aricia agestis (brown argus)
Lineage: Eukaryota; Metazoa; Arthropoda; Insecta; Lepidoptera; Lycaenidae
Gene: Tsp
Product: cartilage oligomeric matrix protein
Exons: 22
Coding region: 227-3595 (1122 amino acids)
Biological process (GO): cell adhesion
Cellular component (GO): extracellular region
Molecular function (GO): calcium ion binding
Source: RefSeq, a predicted model, not a curated record
UAAAGCUAGAUAUUGCAAUCCUGCAUUGAACUUUGAGCUACUAUGAAAUAGAUUAUGAUUAUAAACGAAACGAGUCGAGAAUCGAGGCUGAGAGUAGUGUGUGGUAAAGUAAAGUCGAGAAUGCGCGUACACGCUGCGCACGCGCGCCUCUUGAGCUAUUGAAUUCGAGCUCCGCGCGGGAAAUAAAAUAGUUGUGAUAAAUUGUAACCUUUAGAUUCUGGGCAAUAUGGCUUCCCGAGCCAUAUGGCUACAGGCUGGUGUGCUGCUCCUCGCCGCAUCCCUUUCUCACACCCUCACGUAUGAUGAAGAAGCAACCAACGAUGCCAUAGCAGCCUCAGCUGGUGGCACCGAGGUGGCCAUCACUCUCCGAGGGCCGCGCGGAGGCCAGGGUCGGGAGGAGAUUCUCCACGUCAAGGACACCAGCGACCAUGUUGUCUCCAUGUUCUACAACAGCAAGAAUAAUAAGGUAUUCCUGGAGAGCCUCAACGGUGGUCACCUCAAGUCAGUCUCGUGGGUUGUGAGCCACCACACCCACCUGGUGCUGGUGGUUACCCACAACCGCGUGAGGUUGCACGAUGGCUGCAAGCCGUUGCGUUGGCACACGCUGUCAGGGAAACACGAUGUGCUGAAGAUGCUGGCUAGUAGGAAGAUUAAAUUGUAUCACGAAGAAAACGCCUCCAUCGAAGUCUACGACAGCGAACGCGCCGCUCUCGACUCCAUCAAGUGUUACGAAGAGAUGCAUCCAUCUGUUGUCUCCGUGGACUCCGACGUGGAGGAAGUGAGAGACUUCAUCAAGAAGGAGGAGAAGAUUAAAAAUGAGGAGAGAGAGAUUACGAAGAAGAGAGAGAUGGAGGAGAGUGAGAUGCAGGGAGACGACUACAGGAUGAACUAUAUAGAUCCGAAUAUAAGGCCGCAGACGACGACGCCGCAGCGAGGAGACGUGCCGGCUGUUGAUAUUGAAUCUUGUGAUGACGAAGUGAUCCGCCAGCUCAAACUACUGCGUCAAACGGUGGAACUGCUGCGUCGGGAGCUUGGAGACCAGAAGAACGCUCUGCUGGCCUGCUGCAACAGGCCCGCGCCGCAGCCCGAGAGAUGCUCUUCCUCAUCAUGCUACCCUGGUGUGGAGUGCCGCAACACGGCAGGUGGACCGGAGUGCGGGAGCUGUCCUCACGGCAUGGAGGGUGAUGGUAGACGCUGCAGACCCAAACUGUGCAACACCAGGCCUUGCUCACAAGCGGAGUACUGCAUAGACACAGCAGAGGGUUACCGCUGCCAGCGCUGCCCGGGCAGACAGACCAGCGACGGCCAGACCUGUCAAACCGCUUGCUCCUCCAACCCUUGUUUCGGCGGACGUGUGCAGUGUCAGGAUAUGCCGGACGGGCGGUUCCGGUGUGGCGCGUGUCCGGCCGGCUUCACCGGUAACGGACAGGACUGCGAGCGCAUCUCGUGCAGACACACCUCCUGCUAUCAAGGAGUUCAAUGUCAAGAGACCUCGGCUGGUCCCCGAUGCGGAUCCUGCCCCAAUGGCUUCCGAGGCGAUGGUCGACGGUGCCAACACAUCUGCGAGACCAACUCGCCGUGUGGCAACCGUCGCUGCUCGCCCAGCGCCAGCAGCCCCUUCUACGAGUGCGAGGGCUGCCCUGAGGGAUAUGAGUGGAAUGGUUACUCGUGCGUGGACAUGGACGAGUGUGACCUCGUGCGUCCGUGCGACGAGCUGGUGUCGUGCCGUAACGUGGAGGGCGGGUUCGAGUGCGGGCCGUGCCCCCCGGGGUACAGCGGCGAGGCGUGGCGCGGGGCCGGCCGGGCGCAGCGCCAGAGAUGCCGGGAUAUCGACGAGUGCGAACGACCGAAUAUCUGCCCGAGGAACAGGCUCUGUGUUAAUACACCCGGCUCCUACACGUGCGUGCCGUGCGGCGGGCACUACUACGUGAACACGUCGCGGCCCUGCAUCGACUCCGACUCGCUGCUCAAGCGCUGCGACCCCGAGCGCUGCCGCCGGUACAACGCCGUGUGCGGGUACGGUCAGCGAUGCGUUUGCGCGCCGGGCUGGGCAGGCAAUGGCACCGUAUGCGGUCCCGACACGGACAUGGACGGAUAUCCGGACGACCAGCUGCCCUGCAACGAGAGGAGAUGCUCCGCUGACAACUGCCCCCACGUCUCCAACUCUGGACAGGAAGAUGCUGAUGGGGACGGCAUUGGUGACUCCUGUGAUCCGGAUGCCGAUGGCGAUGGGAUUCCUAAUAUACCGGACAACUGCCCACUAAUCGCCAACCCUGACCAACUGGACCGCGACGAGGACCGCAGCGACAAACGCGGCGACGCCUGCGACAACUGCCCCUCGCGGUUCAACCCCGGCCAGGAGGACGCUGACCGUGACGGCAUGGGCGACGCCUGUGAUCCCGAUAUGGAUAAUGAUGGUAUACCCAACGAGGAGGACAACUGCCCCCGCAACUACAACCCGCAGCAGGAGGACGCGGACGGCGACGGCGCCGGCGACGCGUGCGACAACUGCCCGCGCGUGCGCAACGCCGGCCAGGACGACGCCGACCGCGACGGCGUGGGCGACGCCUGCGACAGCGACGUCGACCGCGAUCAGGACGGCAUCCAAGACGGCAUAGACAAUUGCCCGAACCUUGCGAACAGCGACCAGCAGGACGUCGACAGCGACGGCCGCGGCGACGCCUGCGACGACGACAUCGAUGGAGACAACAUACCCAACCUUGAAGACAACUGCCCGCUGGUGUAUAAUCCCAACCAGCUGGACUCCAACGGUGACGGUGAAGGCGACGUGUGCGACAACGACUUCGAUGGCGACAACGUGACCAACGCGCUCGACAACUGCCCCAACAACUCAAAGAUAUUCCGUACUGACUUCAGGAACUACAUGACUGUCCGCCUGGACCCCGAAGGUGAUUCCCAGCAGGACCCCAACUGGGAGAUCGCGAACGAGGGCGCCGAGAUCCUGCAGACGCUCAACUCCGACCCCGGGUUAGCUGUUGGCUUCGACAGCUUCGGCGGCGUGGACUUCGAGGGUACGCUGUUCGUGGAUACCCAGAUAGAUGAUGAUUACGUUGGGUUUAUAUUCGGGUACCAGAACAACAAGCGGUUCUACGUGGUGAUGUGGAAGAAGGAGUUGCAGACGUACUGGCAGACGACGCCGUUCCGAGCGGUAGCUGACCCUGGGAUACAACUCAAGCUGGUCAACUCCAAGACCGGCCCAGGCAAGAUACUGAGGAACGCUCUGUGGCACUCCAACACGACGCAGGAUGAGGUGUCCCUGCUAUGGAAGGACCCGCGCAACGUGGGAUGGCGCGAGAAGACCGCCUACCGCUGGCGGCUGCUGCACAGACCGCGCAUCGGACUCAUACGACUCAAGGUGUACGAGAACAACCGCCUGGUGGCGGACUCGGGUAACGUGUACGACCUGACGCUGAAGGGCGGCCGGCUCGGCGUGUUCUGCUUCUCGCAGGAGAUGAUCAUCUGGUCCAACCUGGUCUACAGGUGUAACGACAAAAUCCCAACAAACAUAGUCCCGGAGCUGCCGCCGCGGCUGCACAAGAAGGUGGACGUCGACCACGACUUCGUCUACGUGUGACGGAUCUUAGACUAUACUAAUAUCACUAAUUACUCGUUGUAAGAUAAAUAUACAAUAUAACAUACGUUUUAAUAACUGUU